This is a messenger RNA of Ochotona princeps (American pika), 1264 nucleotides long. RefSeq names its product C-C motif chemokine receptor 8 (gene CCR8). Gene Ontology annotation, cellular component: membrane. Gene Ontology annotation, molecular function: C-C chemokine receptor activity. NCBI's taxonomy places the organism in Eukaryota, Metazoa, Chordata, Mammalia, Lagomorpha, Ochotonidae. The transcript is spliced from 3 exons. Gene Ontology annotation, biological process: G protein-coupled receptor signaling pathway; chemotaxis; immune response. The record is from RefSeq and is a predicted model, not a curated record. The coding region runs from base 200 to 1264 and encodes 354 amino acids.
GAAAGGAACACUGAGCUGGGAAGUGUGCCACAUCAUCGUAGCAACCACUAAGCAAGCCUGCUCCUUGGCCUCCGGGAUGGCGCUUCAUCCUUCUAGGUUGCUCAUUCCAAGCACAGCCUGGACAUGUGGACUUGAUAGAGCAACGAGGAGAAAAAAGGCAUAAGCCUUUGCACAACUGGAAAAAGAUCUCCCUGCCUUCAUGGAUUAUACCCCGGAGCCCAACGUGACAGCCAUAACUGACUACUACCCUGACAUCUUCUCAAGCCCCUGCGACGGGGAACUCCCUCAAAGGAAGAGCAAGUUGCUCCUUGUCAUCUUCUACUGUGUCAUGUUUGUGUUAGGCCUCCUGGGAAACAGCCUGGUCAUCCUGGUCCUCGUGGCCUACAAGAAGUUGAAGAGCAUCACGGACAUCUACCUGUUGAACUUGGCCCUGUCUGAUCUGCUUUUUGUCUUCUCCUUCCCCUUUCUGACCCACUACCAACUGGACCAGUGGGUGUUCGGGGCAGUGAUGUGCAAGGUGGUCUCUGGCUUCUAUUUCAUCGGCUUCUUCAGCAGCAUGUUCUUCAUCACCCUCAUGAGCGUGGACAGGUACGUGGCCAUCGUCCAUGCUGUGUGUGCCAUGAAAGUGAGGACUGUCAGGAUGGGCACAGCCCUGAGUCUGGCCGUGUGGCUCACUGCCAUUGCGGCCACCAGCCCGUUGCUUGUGUUUUACCAAGUGGCCUCAGAAGAUGGCAUUCUCAAGUGUUACUACUUUUACAACCAGCAGAGCAUGAAGUGGAAGAUCUUCACGCACUUCGAGAUGAACAUCUUGGGGCUGCUGAUCCCACUCUCCAUCCUGCUCUUCUGCUACGUCCGCAUCCUGCAGCAGCUGCGCAGCUGCCGCAACCGCAACAUGACCAAGGCCAUCAGGCUAGUGCUGCUCGUGGUCGUCGCAUCUCUGCUCUUCUGGAUCCCGUUCAAUGUGGUCCUCUUCCUCACUUCCCUGCACGACAUGCACAUCCUGGACGGCUGUGUCACGAACCAGCGGCUCACCUAUGCCACCCACGUCACGGGAAUCAUUUCCUUCACUCACUGCUGCGUGAACCCUGUCAUCUAUGCUUUCAUGGGUGAGAAGUUCAAGAAGUACCUCGCAGACAUAUUCCAGAAAAGCUGCAGCCACCUCAUCUUCUACCUAGGAAAAAAAGUGCCCCGGGAGAGCUGGGAGAAGUGGCCUUCCUUCCACCAGUCUUCUUCCCGUUCCUCCACCGUGGACUACAUCCUGUGA